AUGUGCCAGAUUCAUGGUAAGGAAUCUGGUAAGGAAGAGGCUGUGGUACGAGGCUCUCAAGAUUAUGGAAGGCUGGUCAUUGUUUCACCUUACUCAGGAACCCAAGAUAGCUCUGGACAAAAGCUGGCUGGAGAUAAAAAGGAACCAGAAGGAAACAAAAAGCCUAAACUGGCGUUCAAGAUCGGUAAAAAGACUGUAUUUCAAACUACGAAAAGUGAAAACAUGAUACAAAAAUCUGAGUCAAAACCAGAACCAGUUAAAAGUUCAUUGAGGGAAGCUUUUAAUUCUGAGAGUGAAUCGGAAGAAGAAAUGCCACCAGAAGCUAGAAUGAGAAUGCGCAACAUUGGAAGAGAUACACCUACUUCUGCUGGGCCAAAUUCUUUUGGUAAAACGAAACAAGGUUUCUGUGAUGCCAAAAAGGUAUUUGAAAAGAAACUUAAAGCAGCUGCUGAAAGCACCUUAGAUAGCUAAAUCUCACUGAAUUACUCCAAAUUUAUGGAUAAUUAUAUUACCAUGAACUGUUUAACUUAAUAUAGACCUGUAAAUAUGUAUUUAAAUCGAUUUUUUGCAUCUUUGAAUUUUAUUGUCGGACAGUGAUAUAUCUCCUAAUUGCUAAUGUACAUUUAUUUCAUGUAUGUAUGUACAAUCAUUUUAAUAUGUUUUGUUUUCCUGUCCUACAAUUUAUAUUAAAUCUUUUUUUCUUUUUUAUAAAUUUAAAAAAAAAAAAUCAUGCAAUGCAGCCAAUAGAACUUGUUUUUAAUCUUGUAUUAUUAAAAUCAAU
Messenger RNA from Nezara viridula (southern green stink bug), 781 nucleotides. The record is from the annotation of a GenBank genome assembly. NCBI's taxonomy places the organism in Eukaryota, Metazoa, Arthropoda, Insecta, Hemiptera, Pentatomidae.